GGGGAGAGGCGAAUGUAAAGAAAAGAAACGAAAAGCGAAAGGUCCAAGGAGCUCGAAGGUGCCACUAAAAAAACUGAAUCAUUCGAUAAAGGAUUUGGCGAUGGAUGGCGGAGGAGGGAGGCGGCGAGGGACGGGAUGAUGGGCGCGGCCAAUCCACUCCAUUCCUCAGGCUCUUCUGCUGCUGCUGCUCCGCUUCGUCGUCGUAGUGUGUGCCACAGCCACACCUGCAGCACGAGCAUGCGUGUGUUUGUCUGAACGACUCGUCAUGCGUGCCGGUGUACGAGGACGACGACGCCGCCCUCUCCAGCAUCGAAGAUUUGGUUGGAGCUGCACCGGAGCUCCGACCACCUGUCUCGUGGAUUCUCCGUUGCCGAGGCGGACAGUCUGCUCGUCUAGUUAGGGUUGCUCUGUUCUGCAUUUCCGUCUCGCGGAUUGGACACGGAUAAGCGAGGUUGGAAUCGAGAAUCAGCUGCUGCUGAAUUUCGAUUCUCUUCCCCGGACGAGGAGGUCGUGCUGCCGCUGGGUCUUUUUCGUACCAUCGCGCGCAGGAAUUUUUUACGAGGGUCGGCAGAAUUGGUUGCUCGGUUGCACAUUACUGAGAGGAGGUGCUUUUGAACGGAAUGGAGAACUGGAGGAGAAUGAGAGUAAUGUAGUGCGAGAAUUCUCAGUGAAGUCGAUUUUGCGCAGAGGUUUGGGGUUUUGCUCAAGAAAUGGCAAUGGCGACCCCUACGGCGCACUUUGCGUUCUCAUUGCCCGGGAGUAGCGGUUGCUUAACAUCCAGUUCGUCAAGGAAUUGUGGAAAUGUGCAGCUUAGCUCGUCUGCCAGGUCUUCUUGUGCUUCCGGAGUUGUAUCCGUUUCGUCUCGGCAUUUCAGUCAUCCAGUCGGUUGUUCAACGAGGAAGCAAGUGGAACGUAAUUCUCAGCAUGGCCGAGGAAGACAUGCGUUGACGGUCUGUAGAGUUCAGAAGAACACUGAAAGUAAACUAAAUGUAGGCAAUUUUUAUGGAAGAAUUCCAAGGUCGUUGAAGUGGAGGGGUGCAGAAGAUCUGUUUGGUUCAAAAGGGGAGUUUUUUUCUGGUUCCGGGAUUUUUUAUAUACAAUUCCAAGGUUCGGCGAAAUAUUGUGCGAGCAAAAAGAGAUUGCGGCAGUGUAUAGCCAUGGCCGCCGAUUACUACAGCACCCUUGGAGUUUCCAAAUCUGCCACCAAGCAAGAGAUCAAAAGUGCUUAUCGUAAGCUAGCUCGCCAGUAUCACCCAGAUGUCAACAAGCAACCAGGAGCGGAGGAUAAAUUCAAAGAGAUCAGCAAUGCCUACGAGGUUCUCUCAGACGAUGAAAAGAGACCUUUGUAUGACCAAUUUGGAGAAGCUGGAAUCAAGGGUGGACCGGGUGGCGCCGGAGCCGGAGCUUAUGCCACAAACCCAUUUGAUCUGUUUGAGUCGUUCUUUGGAGGAAGUAUGGGAGGAAUGGGUGGCAUGGGAGGAAUGGGAGGCAUGGGGGGGAUGGGGGGCACCGGUUUUGGAACCAGGAAAGGACGCCCCCAAACUGUACAAGGAGAUGACAUUCGGUACGAUAUGACCUUGGAGUUCACCGAGGCUAUUUUUGGAACAGAGAAAGAGUUUGAGGCUGUACACUUGGAAACAUGUGGAGCUUGUGAUGGUAGUGGAGCUAAAGCCGGUACAAGUCGAAAGACCUGCCCAACUUGUGGGGGAAUGGGUCAAGUAAUGCGGACACAGGAGACCCCGUUCGGCACGUUUUCACAGGUAUCUUCCUGCAGCACUUGUGGUGGUGAGGGUGAAGUUAUUUCCGACUAUUGUAGAAAAUGUGGAGGAGAAGGACGUAUUCGCCUUAAAAAAAUGAUGAAAGUAAAGAUUCCUGCUGGUGUAAACAGUGGGAGUACGCUUCGAGUCAGAGGCGAAGGUGAUGCGGGUCCUAGGGGUGGCCCUCCUGGCGAUCUUUACGUCUUUUUAAACGUGAAAGAGGUCACUGGCAUCCAAAGAGAUGGCGUGAAUCUUUACUCCAAUGUGACGAUAAAUUAUAUUGAAGCAAUUCUUGGUACCCAAACUCAGGUAAAGACUGUUGAUGGAGCAACAGAACUGCAAAUACCAGCUGGGACCCAACCCGGUGAUGUCCUUGUACUAGGCAAAAUGGGUGUUCCUAAAUUGAACAAACCCUCUGCUAGAGGGGACCAUUUUUUCACAGUUAAAGUGACCAUCCCAACUAGAAUAAGUGAGGCAGAGCGGGAAUUAGUUGAGGAGCUGAGCCUUCUUCAAAAGACAUCCAAAUCAGGGACUCGUGGAGGAUCUACAAAAGCGCGAGUCCCUAGCAACAACAGCAGCAGCAGGCCUCAGCGUAAGAACGAGACGAAAGUGAAGAGUGAAAAGAGUGAGAAGAAAGGAAGUAAAGAGAAGAAAAGCCGCAAGAAAAAAAUUAGUGGAGUUUCUGAAAGUCCACAAGUUGGAUGAUUCUCGCGGAAAGAGCAGUUUAUGUUUCUGGUACUCAAGAGGCGAAUAGGUCGUCAAAAUCAUCGGACAAUGAAUCACAAGCUGAGAGCACCGGGAUUGAAAAAGCAGAAGAUGAAGGACUUUGGGGUGCACUCAAAUCCCUUGCUGGGCGCACAGGUUCGUCAGGUGCAAAGUUCGGUAGCACCAGUUUACAAUCAUCGGUGCUUCAGUGGCCCCAUCUUAAUGUCGAUGGCUUUCUUACGAAGUCGUCCCUUAGAGUUCAGCUGGUCGUAGCACUAGCCACGACCCUAGCCGUUUUCUACAUCGUCUAUCCCCUGCUUACCAGAUUUUUGACAUGGUUAAUCGUCAAAUGGACAUCGUUCCGCUCCAAGUAACGAGUUGGCACCAUGUCACGUUACAUAUUGGAGUAUAAGUCCACGUUGGCUGCAAUUUAAAAUUGUGGUGUUUUGAACGUCGAGAGUUGAUAACCUGUAAAUAUUUUUUGACAGUAGAUACCUUUUAUAUCACCAAGACAACCUUCGAAUGGUAUGUAUCUUGGAUCAUGAUUCCAAAUGAAGUGGUUAACGGAAACAGCUUAUGGGUGAUGCAUCUGUGGGUCCUCGCCAUUCCUUUGACAAUUUUCUGAAAGUUUUAUUUAUCUGUGCUGGAUGGGAUCCAACGGGAUAUAGAUCGGCUGCUGCUGGGGCUCUUAAGUGGCUGAGGGACAAGAUCUGACAUUCUGGAGAAUUACAGCAGCAAGGUGCACAUGUUGGCAGCCGGAAAUAUCAUUGGAGGACGCGACAUUUACAAGAAUACACUCUCAAGGUGUCUAUUUGAUCUUCCUCAAUUUUUUGUAGCUCAUGUGGAGAAGCUCAGGUCCAAACCUACGUUUAUCUACAUUCACUUACAUCUGUAGGAAUGAGUAUACCUUUAUCUGUCCUGAACGUGCAUUCGCUGUGUUGAAUAAAACAAAUAGCUCAUGGUACUGCAUGCAUGACUUCUCGUGAACACUAUUAGACGUUGUUGUGACUUGUCCGUUCGUACAGUUCGCUGUUGCUUCCUGUUGCGGUCGAUAUCACAGUGCUUUCAAAGUAAAUCGAAUGAAUGAUGAAUCUGCUUAGGGACAGCCCAUAUAAAUUAUUUUUCAUCCAGAAUCAGAAGCAUGGCCUCUGCUAUGGACGACAGCUGAAUUACGUGGUUGCUUUUUCGCUACAAUUCCGCUGGCAGCCAAGAAUAUGUAAGCGGAUCUACUUUAUCUGUUUUAACGUGGAGACCUCAAAUCAUCACUAUAAUACUACUACUUUUUCUACA
Messenger RNA from Marchantia polymorpha subsp. ruderalis, 3752 nucleotides. The record is from the annotation of a GenBank genome assembly. Lineage: Eukaryota; Viridiplantae; Streptophyta; Marchantiopsida; Marchantiales; Marchantiaceae.